Scutellospora calospora is the source of this 555-nucleotide messenger RNA. The record is from the annotation of a GenBank genome assembly. NCBI's taxonomy places the organism in Eukaryota, Fungi, Glomeromycota, Glomeromycetes, Diversisporales, Gigasporaceae.
AUCAACUAUAAACGGUUCUAUAACUGAUUCUCCCACGGAUGAAGAAAGCCCUUAUUCUUCUCACUUAACUUCUCCUGCAACGCCUGCUUCUUUUUACAGUGUUAUACCCGUUUCUUCAUCUUUAUCAAAUCUACUUGAACGUCCAAGAAUGAUUAAUGUCAUACCGGAAGGUGCUGUGGAUCCAAACAACUUAGUAUCGGCAACAACUCUUAAUGAUUUUGACAAUUCCCAAUCUCCAAGUUCUCCCUCUUCUUCUCAAUAUGUGGAUCAUGUUCCUGAUAUUCCUGCAUCUCCCCUACUAAAUCAGCAUGCUCAAUUGGAACAAAAAAUACAGACUUUAGAAUUAAAAUUGGUUGAGUAUCGUUCAAUAACAAAAACGAGGGAGGAGGGUUAUACUGAUAAUGAUGGUGAUGAGAGACCAGGGUCUGAAUUAUCGAAUGAUGAGAUAAAGGAAGCUAUAGGAAAAUACAGUUCAACCGUGGCUAGCCUUAAACAAUCAAUAACUAGAUUCCGUAAGCUUGUAUUUAAAGCCGCUUCAGACCCUAUUAUUUUGGA